Vitis vinifera (wine grape) is the source of this 3152-nucleotide messenger RNA. Its product is annotated as probable disease resistance protein At5g63020. Lineage: Eukaryota; Viridiplantae; Streptophyta; Magnoliopsida; Vitales; Vitaceae. Gene Ontology annotation, molecular function: ADP binding. The transcript is spliced from 2 exons. Bases 208 to 2937 code for a protein of 909 amino acids. The record is from RefSeq and is a predicted model, not a curated record.
UCGAAUAAAAUUAUCGAAGUUAUGUCAGAGGUGGGGUCAGGGGUGUCCUCCAAUUGUGUGACUAGCGAUAACGCGAUCACCCAUAUCGAAAUUCCUUAAUCGGAGAGAUUGAACUGUUUUUGACCACCAGAAGUCUUCUCUGCUCUCCCACUUUCUCAUCUUUCCUUGAAUUUCACCCCUUCUUUCUUUCAUCUCUCAAGACAAGGAAUGGAUUGUGUGAGCCCAAUCUUGGAUGUUGUAACUCGCUUAUGGGACUGCACAGCCAAGCACGCAGUCUCCAUCAGGGAUUUGCAGCAAAAUAUGGACUCUUUAAGAAACGCAAUGCAGGAGCUGAGGGAUGUACAUGACGAUGUAAACAGAAGAGUUGAACGUGAGGAGCAACGACAAAUGAGGCGCACAAAUGAAGUGAACGGCUGGCUCCAUCGUGUACAAGUCAUGGAAAAAGAAGUCAAUGAGAUUCUGCAGAAAGGCGAUCAGGAAAUCCAGAAGAAAUGCAUAGGAACUUCUUGUCCCAGAAACUGCCGGUCCAGAUACAAGCUCGGGAAGAAAGCAAGUGAAAUGUUCGGUGCUCUGACUGACUUAAGGAACAAAGGACGUUUUGAUGUUGUGGCUGAUAGUUUACCUCAAGCUCCAGUGGAUGAGAGGCCGCUGGAGAAGACCGUGGGCUUAGAUCUGAUGUAUGCAGAGGUUUGCAGAUGCAUCCAAGAUGAACAACUGGGAAUUAUUGGAUUGUAUGGUAUGGGGGGUGCCGGGAAAACUACCCUCAUGACCAAAGUGAAUAACGAAUUCAUCAGAGCAAGCAAGGACUUUGAAAUUGCCAUAUGGGUUGUAGUAUCCAGGCCUGCAAGUGUGGGAAAAGUACAAGAAGUCAUUCGCAACAAGUUAGACAUCCCGGAUAAUAGAUGGAGAGACAGAGCUGGGUAUGAAAAAGCAGUAGAAAUUUUCAAUGUCUUGAAGGCAAAAAGGUUCGUGAUGUUGCUGGAUGAUGUAUGGGAGCGGCUUGAUCUCCAUAAGGUGGGUGUUCCUCCUCCUGAUUCCCAAAACAAGUCCAAAGUAAUAUUAACAACCCGAUCUCUGGAUGUUUGUCGUGAUAUGGAAGCUCAAAAAAGCAUUAAGGUGGAGUGUUUGACAGAACAGGAGGCUAUGAAUUUGUUCAAGGAGAAGGUUGGAGAGACCACUCUAAAUUCACAUCCAGAUAUACCCCAGUUUGCCGAAAUUGCUGCUAAAGAGUGCAAAGGUUUACCACUUGCACUCGUCACAAUUGGGCGAGCUAUGGCCAGGAAGAACACACCACAAGAAUGGGAGCGAGCCAUACAAAUGUUGAAGACUUAUCCGUCAAAGUUUUCAGGUAUGGGAGAUCAUGUAUUUCCGAUCCUAAAAUUCAGUUAUGAUAACUUGUCAGAUGACACCAUCAAGGCUUGUUUUUUGUAUCUUGCUAUAUUCCGAGAGGACUAUGAAAUUAGAGAUGAUGAUCUUAUAUUCCUCUGGAUUGGAGAAGGGUUUUUGGAUGAAUGUGAUAACAUUGAUGAAGCAUUUAACCAAGGGCAUGACAUGAUUGAGCAUCUAAAGACAGCAUGUCUAUUUGAGAGUAGUGAUGAAUAUUAUCAUAAGGUUAAAAUGCAUGAUGUUAUUCGUGAUAUGGCUUUGUGGUUAUCUACAACAUAUAGUGGCAAUAAGAACAAAAUUUUGGUAGAAGAAAAUAAUACUGUGAAAGCUCACCGAAUUUCAAAGUGGAAAGAAGCGCAAAGGAUAUCUUUUUGGACUAAAAGCCCUCUAGAACUCACUGUACCAUUGUAUUUUCCCAAACUCUUGACUUUAAUUGUUAGGAGUAAAAGUGGUAACUUCCAAACAUUUACUGAUAGAUUCUUUUCGAGUGGAUUCUUCCAUUUUAUGCCGAUUAUAAAAGUUUUGGAUUUGUCAGGUACCAUGAUAACUGAGUUACCAACUGGAAUUGGUAAUUUAGUUACACUAGAGUAUCUCAAUUUAACAGGUACAUUAGUAACAGAAUUGUCGGCGGAGCUUAAAACUUUGAAAAGAAUAAGAUAUCUGGUAUUAGAUGAUAUGCCAUAUCUUCAAAUAAUUCCGAGUGAAGUAAUAUCAAAUCUCUCAAUGAUGAGAAUUUUUCUAGUAGGAUUUAGUUAUUCAUUAGUGGAGGAAAAAGCUAGUCAUUCACCCAAAGAGGAGGGACCCGAUUAUUCAAGGGAGGAUUAUGAAGCUCUUUACUUGUGGGAGAAUAAUAAAGCAUUAUUGGAGGAGUUGGAAGGGUUGGAACACAUAAAUUGGGUCUAUUUUCCCAUCGUAGGUGCUUUGUCUUUCCAAAAGUUAUUAAGCUCCCAGAAACUACAGAAUGUUAUGAGGGGUCUAGGCCUUGGGAAAUUGGAAGGCAUGACCUCACUCCAAUUGCCAAGAAUGAAACAUCUAGAUAAUCUUAAAAUAUGUGAAUGUCGGGAGUUGCAAAAGAUAGAAGUAGAUCUGGAAAAGGAGGGAGGACAGGGAUUUGUAGCAGAUUAUAUGCCAGACUCGAAUUUCUACAGCCUUCGCGAGGUCAAUAUUGAUCAACUUCCAAAGUUGUUGGACUUGACAUGGAUUAUUUACAUCCCAAGUCUUGAACAACUUUUUGUACAUGAAUGUGAAUCCAUGGAAGAAGUGAUAGGUGAUGCGAGUGGGGUCCCUCAAAAUCUUGGCAUAUUCUCAAGACUCAAAGGUUUGAACUUGCAUAAUCUACCAAAUCUAAGGAGCAUCAGUAGACGGGCCUUGUCAUUUCCUUCCUUGAGAUACCUCCAGGUGAGAGAAUGCCCAAACCUAAGAAAGUUGCCAUUAGAUUCAAACAGUGCAAGAAACAGUUUAAAGUCAAUUAGAGGGGAAUCAAAGUGGUGGCAAGGGUUGCAGUGGGAGGAUGAAACCUUUCAGCUCACUUUCACUCCCUACUUCAAGUGAAGAAAUGACACAAUAGUGGAGAAGCUGCACUCCUUCCUUCUCCCACCCCUUUACCUGCUUUCUCCCAUGCUCUCUCAGGAGAAGUUCCUGAAGAAUACUUUGGCUCAGCUGAAACUCCUAGCAAUUGUUGAAUCACUGGAUGCUUUGUGCGCAUAGGAUGGAUGGGUUGCAUAAAUAGUCAUUUAAAAUAUAUAUAUAUAUAUAUAUAUAUAUAU